Messenger RNA from Rotaria sp. Silwood2, 4380 nucleotides. NCBI's taxonomy places the organism in Eukaryota, Metazoa, Rotifera, Eurotatoria, Philodinida, Philodinidae. The record is from the annotation of a GenBank genome assembly.
GCGCACGCUGCGCGGGCCCGCGGGAGGGCCGCGGUCUGCACGCUGGGUGGCGGCGCGGGCGCGGGCGCAAAACCUCGAACUUAAAACUUACACUCACUAUUUUCUUCGAAAAUAUAUGUGAGUCCCACAAAAUGGAAUAAUAAUAAAUAUGAUAGAAAUAAAAUAAUUUAGACGAAAUGCAGAGUUAAUUUUGCUGCCGUGUUUCAUGGUAUUUAUUGAAAUAUCAAAACACUCAUCACGGUUCUGCAUUAUAUAUUCAAAGCAUAUGAAACAAUCAAAAAAUGAGACAAAUAAUAAAAAAAGAAAUAAGGUUAGAAAAAUUUGUAAACAACAAACGGGGUUGGUCUUGAAACCGGCAGUGAACUUAUCAUAUUGAAAGAGCAUAAUUAAAGAUAAAUAUGCAAAAACUUAUGCAGAUAUUCGUUUAACUUGAAGAACAAACUCUAAGAGAAUGUGUGGGCAUGGAUGUGCAUUAAAAGACGACACAAACCCACAUAUCCACACCCAUCUGUAAACAUUGAGGAAUAUUGAGACUGAUAUGUCGGCUUGCAUGACGAACACGACGCAACAGAAAUAUUGUCUCGCAAUGAUAGAGCACAUAAAUUGCAGACAUAGAAUAUACAUUUUCAAAUCGCAGCAUUGCUGGAGUGAAUACCAACGAUCGACGCACAAGCACCCUUUACAGUGGGAACUGGUGCUUUAUAGGUUUCUUUCUUCUGAUACUUAUCUAAUGAGUGAAUAUUUUUAUAUUAAUCUGAUUUCAUUCCAUUGGCUAUAUUCUAUUUCAAAAGAUGAAUACACAACAAGACCAUAAUUUCGAUUAUAUGCAUAUAGAAAUGUUACCCGAUAUCCUAUGUUGGGAUUCGUAUACAAGGUACAAUAUGCUUUUUAGUAUUAAAAUAAUAUUUAUUUCUGCUUUACAAGGAAAAAGUGUUCAAUAAAUAAAGACAUUUUUCUAUCUAUUUUGUUUUCAUCAAACAAAUUGUUAAGAAAAAAUAAAUAUUGUCUAAAAUUAUCGUUUCAAGGAAACAAAUAAUUUGUUUUUUCCUUUAUUCGACGUUCUCCACAGUUCUUUCCUCGUAGAUACAUGCAGCGAAACGAGAUGCUUUUCCAGAUUCAAUAAAAUCCAAAUCAAUAUCAUGAAAUUCAUUUCUUCGAACAUUAUCACUUGUAUGUUCAGUCACAUGUUGAACCAAAAGUGAAUUAAUAACAUCUUUCAAUAGGCCAACAUACUAAUAUUCACAUUCAAUAUAGAAACCAUGUUUUUCUUUAAUCAACCAUAGAUCUUCAUUUGAACUAGGAUUUAACAUAAGAUCAUUUAAUAUACUUGAAUUUGUUUCGAUGAAGUAAGAGACGAUUGAGCUAGAUGAAGAAUUAUUUUAACUGUGACAUGUCGAGCAUUCAUUGAUUUCGAUUUCAGAUAAGAUAGUAAAAGAUUUAAGACGAGUUUUUCAUCUUUAAUAAAAUGAAUAUAUGCUAUACAUUUAUAACAGGGUGUAUCCAUGGGAUCCCGUCAGUCGAUCCGGUGACCACGCCCAAAUCGAUUGAAACUUUCAGGAUUUGUAGAGCUUUUUACGCUGAUCAUUUUAGUAAUAAAUUUGUUAGAGUUCGACUGUGUUUUCGCAUAGAUACAGGCCAAAUACUAUUAAUGCCUUUUAUGCACUCUGCAUUUUUAUGCAAAAAAAAACGAUGAUAAUUCAUCAUUCGUCGCUCAAAUUUUAAAACCAAUUACAGAUUUAGAUUAUCCAUGAAAAACUGCGUCAGAAUCCUUAUGAAUUGAAAAAAAUUUCUAUGAUUCUUUUUGAUAUACAUGUUCACUAGGACAACAUGUCAACGAGAAAAAGUAUUGAAAAAAGUUAAUAAGAAAACCCGAAUUCUGCAGAAUGGUGGUAUUACCAGUUCGAUAGAGCUCAACUUGCUUUACAAGAUGUACUAAUUAGUUUUCUUCCCACCUAUGAUUUUCGAGAGAGCAACGUCAAAAACUAUUUUAUAUUCGAAAUUUUCACUAAAUUUUGAUGACAAAAUUUGUGAGAUCGAAUUAUUCAAUUCGAUGACUAUCUCGAACUUCACUGAAACUUUCAGAGCUGAUACAAUUUGUUGCGCUGAACAUUUUGGUAUAAAAUUAUCCAGUAUUCGAUUCGAUUUUGAUGAACAUAUAGGUGACAUAAUAUAAAUAGAUAUUUUGUUUUUAUGACUAUUAUGCAUAAAAAAACGUAUCUUUCUUGAAAUAAAAUUGAUAGAACUAUAGUAUUUGCUUAGAUUAAAAAUUUAUUAAUAUAUUCAGAUUCAGCAUGUAAAACUACACCAGAAUCUAUAGGAAAUAUAUGAACUGUUCAAUAUCCAUGUUUUGUCUGUAUGAUCGUAUGGGAUAAACAAAGAAAGAAAAGCGGAUGAAAAAAAAAGAUUGAGAAUUAAAUUAAAAAAUCAAAUGAUAUAAAAUAAAGAAAUAAUUAAUUCGAUAGAGGAGAAUUUGCUCUGCAACAUGCAUUAAUUAGUUUUCUCCCCACUUUUGAUUCUGGAGGAAACGCAUGUUUAAAACAUUUAUAUAUAAAUGUUUAUUAGCUAUAGGUUGAUAUAUGUUAGCUUCUUUCGUUACAAAUUCUGUGAAGAAGACUUUGCUAAUCAUAGUAUCAUGUGUAAGGGAAGGAUGCUUCGAUUGGAUUAGAGAUUAUUCGAUAAGAUUAGUGUUAUAGAAAAUGGAGGCUUUUUUAUGCUGGUGAAAAUCAGCGAUUCAUCAACAAAAAUGUAUGAUUCAUAAACAUCUGUUCUGAUUUAUAUUUAUCGUGUUAUUUACCUGUCUUUUCUCCUCUCUUAUUAAAAGCAUUCUUAAUUAUGCCAUCUAAAUCUCGAAUUUGGUGUGCUCAUCCUUAUCAUGGUGAAGUUUUACCAAAUGGAAAAAAAUGUUUUUCAAAAAUAGGUGCAAAAACCAUCACAUCCAAAAGGAAAAAGAUUAAUCAGCAAGGAAUUGGCCGAGUUUAUCAACAACCAUAACGAAACAAUUUUAAAUGGAUCUUCCAAGCAAUUUUCAAAGGCUGAUUAUCUCUGUUCAUCAUGUUUCGUAAAAGAAAGAAAUCGGUAUAUGAUUGAUGAACAAGGAGAUAUGGAUAUUGAUGAUAGUCAGGGAAGUUUCAACUACGACAACCUCGAUAGUGGUUCAGAUAAUCAAUAAAUUUCUCCAAUGGAUGAUGAUUAUGUACGCGUAGAACAAGAAGGUGCUAAACUGAAAUUGAAUCAGGUGUUUGCGUAUGUGAAUGUUAAGAAGAUCGACGACAUGUAAGUUCCAUACUUUACAGAUUAAGCAUAAAAAAUUUGUUUUUUCAUAGUCAAAAUACUAAACAAAUUGCCAAUGCUGUAGACGAGACGUAUUUCAAAUAAAAAGAGUUUAGUGAUAUACUUUUACCACGUUCUCGUCAUAAUAAUGAACCAAGAACAUUAUCUUCACUUGAUCUUUCAAUUGAUGAUGCUAUUUGGAUUCUUGAUAGUCUACGCGAACUUUUCAGCAUUAGUGACAACAACGAACAAAAACGACUUAUGACUAUGUUACUUCUGGAAUGGGGCCGAGAUCGAAUUUAUAAUUGGUUUCGUGGUUCGCAACACCAUGCACGGCAGUCGAUCAAAUUGCGAACAACGAUUGGAGAUUUUUCACGCCCCGAAGAUCGACGAGGAAAUAAACCACUUGAUAAUCAAAUUGAACUGGCGGUCUAUAACUUUUAUACAAGUGGUGAGAUUAGUCGUGAAACAUCGUACAAAAAACAAGUCAUUCAUCCAUCACCAUCUAGAACUCCAAUUCCGCUACGUUUUCUUCAUCUAACAAUUGGAGAAACAUUUGAACAAUUUAAAAUGAAAUAUCCAAACAUGGAAAUAGGUAGAUCAAAGUUUUUUUCAUUACGACCAACAUGGGUGAGAGAACGAACACCUCACGAAUCAUAUAAAUAUAAUAUACACAAUUUAACUCAUCAUCAUCAAGAUUUUCAGAUCGAAGCAUCAUGCUCCUUCAGCUCGUCAGGACACGGCAAAGGACCAUGUGAUGGUGUUGGUGCUGUGGUGAAAUCGACGACUACACAACACUUACUCAAAGAUGGAUCAAAUGCAUCGUUUUCAACAUCAAAACAAUUUUUUGAAUGGUGUGUUGAAAAAAAUGAUCGUAUGGUGGUGGCAAGAUCUCGUCGAAUGGAAGCUUCAAACUGGUCAUCUACUUAUAUGUUCGAACCUAAUCAUCCUCUCGAAGUACGUUGGCUAUCUGCUGAUGUCAUCAACAAUGAAUUCGAAAAUCGUUUAAUGCCGCGUUGGAAUCUACUCUUCUCCAAAAGUAUAAUUUUAUUACGUAAACUUUCUGUGACAGUAUUAAUUUUCUUUAGAUCCGAUUGCUGGAAUUCGUAA